AUGCGGCGUCUGACUCGCCGCCUGGUGCUGCCGAUCUUCGGGGUUCUCUGGAUCACCGUGCUGCUGUUCUUCUGGGUAACCAAGAAGAAGUUGGAGGUGCCGGCGGGACCUGAAGUGCAGACCCCCAAGAUUUCGGAUGCUGACUGGGAUGACCUGUGGGACCAGUUUGAUGAGCGGCGGUACCUGAAUGCCAAGAAGUGGCGCGUCGGUGAUGAUCCCUAUAAGCUGUAUGCUUUCAACCAGCGGGAGAGCGAGCGGAUUGCCAGCAGCCGGCUGGUCCCAGACACCCGCCUUUUCAGAUGCACCCUGCUGGGGUACUGCACGGACCUCCCUCCCACCAGCAUCAUCAUCACCUUCCACAACGAGGCCCGCUCCACCCUGCUCAGAACCGUCCGCAGCAUAUUAAACCGCACCCCUAUGAAUCUCCUCCAGGAAAUCAUAUUAGUCGAUGACUUCAGCAAUGACCCCGAGGACUGCAGAGAGCUCAUCAAGCUACCCAAGGUGAAAUGCUUACGCAAUAACGAGCGGCAAGGUCUGGUGCGGUCCCGCAUCCGGGGUGCUGAUGCUGCCCAGGGCACCACCCUGACUUUUCUCGACAGCCACUGUGAGGUGAACAGGGACUGGCUCCAGCCCUUGCUGCACAGGGUCAAAGAGGACUACACGCGGGUGGUGUGCCCCGUGAUCGAUAUCAUCCACCUGGACACCUUCAACUACAUCGAGUCGGCCACGGAACUUAGAGGGGGUGAGUUUGACUGGAGCCUCCACUUCCAAUGGGAGCAGCUCAACCAGCGCAGAAGGGCUCGGCGCCUGGACCCCACUGAGCCCAUUAGGACUCCAAUCAUAGCUGGAGGGCUCUUCGUGAUGGACAAAUCCUGGUUCGACUACCUGGGGAAGUAUGACAUGGACAUGGACAUCUGGGGCGGGAGAACUUCGAAAUGUCUAUUUAGGGUGUGGAUGUGCGGGGGCAGCCUCGAGAUCGUCCCCUGCAGCCGAGUGGGCCACGUCUUCCGGAAGAAGCACCCGUAUGUCUUCCCAGAUGGAAAUGCCAACACGUAUAUAAAGAACACCAAGCGGACAGCUGAAGUGUGGAUGGAUGAAUACAAGCAGUACUAUUAUGCUUCCCGGCCGUUCGCCCUGGAGAGACCCUUUGGAAACAUUGAGAGCAGAUUGAACCUGAGGAAGAAACUGCAGUGCGGAGCUUCAAGUGGUACCUGGAGAACGUCUAUCCAGAAACUCAGAGUACCCAAGGAGUCCUCCAUCCAGAAGGGCAGCAUCCGACAGAGGCAGAAGUGCCUCGAGUCUCAAAAGCAGAAAGACCAAGAGAUCUCCAACCUCAAGUUAAGCCCCUGUGUCAAGAUUGAAGACAAGGAAGCAAAGUCCCAGAUCUGGGCCUUCACAUACACCCAGCAGAUCCUGCAGGAGGAACUGUGCCUGUCAGUCGUCACCUUGUUCCCUGGCGCCCCGGUGGUUCUUGUCCUUUGCAAGAAUGGAGAUGACAGACAGCAAUGGACCAAGACUGGUUCCCGCAUCGAGCACGUGGCAUCCCACCUCUGCCUAGACACGGACAUGUUUGGCGAUGGCACUGAGAACGGCAGGGAGAUCGUUGUCAAUCCGUGUGAGUCCUCACUCAUGAGCCAGCACUGGGACCUGGUGAGCUCUUGAAGAUCCGUGUCGGAAACCGGCAGGGGCCGUGGGGUGGCGCUUCCCCGGAUGAGAAUCGGACUGGAAACCAGGCUGCAGGAAGGCCCCAAACUACUGCAGAAGUCCUGAAUGGGGAGGCGAAGGCAGAGCCCCCCAGGACAGGAGCGGCUGUCAGGGAAGAUGCAGGAAGAGAUUGCGAGCCAAGAGCAACUCAGAGACAGACAGAUCCCCGUGUUCUCAAGGCCGUUAAGUUCCAGUCCUGGCUGGGUCUGCCCCUGCACGGUAUCUGGCGGCAGAGAUCUGAUGGGAAGUGUUGAUGUUGUUCCCUGUCUUAACGAAAGAGGCCAGAGAGAACAGCCUUCGUCGUCACUAGGCCAGGACUCGACUGAGAGAUGAAGGGCGGAGGUGCUUUUCAAAACAAUUAAAGGAACCGUGGAAGUUC
Messenger RNA from Balaenoptera musculus (blue whale), 2083 nucleotides. It is a transcript of the gene GALNT14, whose product is annotated as polypeptide N-acetylgalactosaminyltransferase 14. The record is from RefSeq and is a predicted model, not a curated record. Gene Ontology annotation, cellular component: Golgi apparatus. Lineage: Eukaryota; Metazoa; Chordata; Mammalia; Artiodactyla; Balaenopteridae.